GCCACUUACUGUGUGCGGACAGCGGCAGUCCCCAGCCCUCUCUUCUCAGCCAUGGAGGCCGAGCCCGCGCUGUACCCCGUGGCUGGAGCCUCCGGCUUCUCCGCGGACGAGCCCGGAGCUGCGCUUCCCGACGGGGUCCUUCCGGACGGGCCGAGGUACUGGGGGCAGCCUCUGGACGAGUUUGUGGGGGCCUAUCCGGACUACAAUGAAGAGGAAGAGGAGCGCAGAUACUAUCGGAGAAUGAGGACUGGGUUGAUCAAGAACGUGGUGAUCGCUAGCAUUGGGGGGAUGCUCACCUACAGUGUGUACUUGGGCCUCCUACAGAUGCAAAUGAUCCUCCACUAUGACGAGACCUACCGAGAGGUGAAAUACGGCAGCAUGGGCCUCCCCAACAUCGACAGCAAGCUGCUGAUGGGCAUCAACGUGACCCCUGUGGUGGCCCUGCUCUACACACCGGUGCUCAUCAGGUUUUUUGGUACCAAGUGGAUGAUGUUCUUGGCUGUGGGCAUCUAUGCCCUCUUUGUUUCCACCAACUACUGGGAGCGCUAUUACACAUUGGUGCCCUCCUCGGUUGCCUUGGGCGUGGCCAUCGUGCCCCUGUGGGCCUCCAUGGGCAACUACAUCACCCGGAUGUCGCAGAAAUACUACGAGUCUGUAAACUACAAGGAGGAGCAUGUGCAGGAGCAGAGGCGGCCCCCACGGGGGGCCCACACCCCCUAUCUUGUUGUCUUCCACACCAUCUUCUAUAGCUUCUUCCAUCUCAGUUUUGCCUGUGCCCAGGGGCCGAUGAUCUUCUUCCUCAACAGGUACUUGUAUGAUCGGAAUCAUACCCUCUAUUCACGUGCAAAAACUGCGGGAGAUUCGGGACCAGCCCCAAAGCCUCUGUUUGUCCUGGUCCAUGAAGGGCAGAGCCUUAGUGGAAUCGAGGUUGGGGCUCCGUGGGUGUCUCAGCAGCACUUUCUACGGGGGUCCCAAUUGCUGAGCCCCGAGGGCCGUGUGCUCCAGGCUGGGAUCUCGGACUGGAUCCUAACAGCAGCCGUGGACCGUGAACGCACCAACAGCCAAGGGAUCCUUGUUGGCUUCACAAGACUGUGCUCCAGAAACUGCCCCCACAGCCAAAACCUCAUUGUGGUUGAGAGCGUGCUCAUGGCGGUGGCUUUAUGGCAUGCUUCUGGCCCCCAGGCUCCCCAGGCUGGAUUGCUAGGCAUCCUGAGCAUAAAAGUCCACCAGGAUGAGGUCCCUGACAUGAGCCCCCUCUCCAGGCAGGCCUUCCCUUCCUUUCUAGGCUGUGGUUCUGAGACUUCCUUCCUGCCAGGACUCUCCUGCCCUCCCCCUCCUGCUCACUGUGCCAAAGCGAAUCAGGGGCUCCUGUCUCUAAUCCUGACCCUGUGUGGCUCUGCCUACCGGCCCAUGGAGGAGAUCGAUCUUCGCAGCGUGGGCUGGGGAAAAUCCUUCCAGCUCCCUUUCAAGCACAUGCGUGACUACAGACUGCGCCACCUCUUCCCCCCUUCUUCAUCUAUAGCGGGUUUCGAGGUGCUCUUUGUCUGCACUGGCUUCACUCUGGUAUCCAGGGCAUACGGUGUGUGCUCCAUGGGGCUGGAGUAUCUGGCUCCCAUCCUUAUGGCCUACGGCUUUGGUGCUGCCAUCUUCUCCAGCCUCGGGCUCCUUCAGCUGUGGCUACCCCGACAGGUGCCCCUGGUGGCUGGGGCUACCGUGCACCUGAUGCUCAUCCUUGUCUUCUUUUUCUGGGCCCCCUCACCCGCAAGGCUCAGCCACAGCUGGGGUCUUCUAUGUGGGUGGCCUUCGCUCUGGGGGACGGGCAGUGCCCUCAACAAGAUUGCAAUAAGUAGUAACCCUCUUGGGAUUCUGUAUGAAGAUAAGGAACGGCAGGAUUACAUUUUUAAUUAUCACUGGUUCCAGGCCCUUGCCAUCUUUGCAGUCUACUAGGCUCCAAACCUGCCCAUGAAGGCCAAGCUGGCCAUCUUGCUGCUGACUAUCUGUUGUCCGUGGUCUCCUACCUGUGGAUGGAGUCCAAAGCUCAAGCAACGUGUAGUCUACCGCCUGCCCCGCAUUCCUCGGCCCCAGCACAAGGUGUGCGGCUACCGUUACCUGGAUGACAACUCCGACGAGCCGGGCUCAGAAAAUGAGCAGACUCAGCCCAUAGCCGAGACGGCUCAGACAAUGAGGAUGGUGACAGGGAGCCUCCAAGAGCAGGGGCGCUGGGCCCCUGCCAGAAGGCGCUACCCUUAUGAGCAGGCCCUGGAUGGGGAAGACAGGGCCCUGGGCAGGAGUAGGUGUCAGCAGACUCUUCCUAAGCCUAUGCUCCCUCUGCCCCCAGGCCCCUUGAUGCCCCUUCCCCCCAGCCCCACCUCAGGCACCCAGAGCAGCAUCACAUUCCAGUGAUUUAACCAUUUUAGUUCUUGGCACACCUGAAGUAAGCCCUCUCCUCUCUGGACUCACUUGGCCCCAUCUCUGAAAUGGGCAGCCUCUCAGAGGAACCUGAUAACCUGUCCAAGUUGUCAGCAUCUCAGUGUGGUUUGGCAAAACCACACUAACCAGAUCCCCAAUUAACCAACAACCCAAUUAACUGGAAUUCAUUUGGGGAAAGGGGGUCAGCACAAGGAUGAAGAGACAAGCAGCCAGCUAGGAACUUCCAGGUCGUGGCCUGAGCUUGGUCCAAACUUGGGUCCAGCCUCAUCCCUGGCGCAUGAUUGCUGAUGUUCACGGCAACAGCCCUGAAUGGAGCCCAUUCUGACUUAGGCAGGAAAGGGCACCUGAGGCUCCUUGCAUUGACAUUGGGCUCAUGGGGAGCUGGGGAAGCGGCCCCUCGUGACCCCAGAGCUUGGACUCCCCACAGCCUUCUCAUCCUCGAGGUUAGUGUGAGUUCUCCCUCCCGUCCUGCUGCCUUUGGGAUUCCCCUGGUGGAAAAUGGGUCUCACCCAUAGGGUCCGGUUAUCUGCUUUUUAAGAAUUGCUAAUUUUUAAAUCAGUGGCCUCCGUCUGAGGCCUCUAUCUCCGGCUACCCGUGUGAGGCUAGGGGGGACCUGGAGGGGGAAGGGAUAUGGUCACUUGGUGUGAGCAGGGACACAGAUCUGGGUGAAGAUGGAGGGGCACUCGGGGGGCGUGCAGUCUGGGCAGUUCAGUGCCAAGAGGCAGUGUGGCCUAGGGACGAGGAUGCAGGACAGAGCAUCAAAAGUCCCCGCUCUGCCGGCUCUAUGACCUUGGACAACCAACCGAUCCAUCCCAUUUGUUAAGCCCCUACCACCUGCAAAAGACAGCCCCGGUCCUCGAGGAGCCACAAUCUAAGGCAAAACCUCUCCCUUCCUGGCACCUGGAUUCCCCGUCUGAACAACUGAGGGGGUUUGACUAGAUGGCUAAAGGUCCCUUCAGGUCCCCAAAUCUGGUGGUCCUUGGUGGGUGCAGAAAUCAACAAAUUGAUUGCUGCCCCCUUGUGGCAGCCAGUAAGCAUUGCGCUGCCGGGCCUUUUAGAAAAAUCACAG
Dromiciops gliroides (monito del monte) is the source of this 3499-nucleotide messenger RNA. It is a transcript of the gene UNC93B1, whose product is annotated as unc-93 homolog B1, TLR signaling regulator. Gene Ontology annotation, molecular function: Toll-like receptor binding. The record is from RefSeq and is a predicted model, not a curated record. Gene Ontology annotation, biological process: intracellular protein transport; toll-like receptor signaling pathway; toll-like receptor 7 signaling pathway. Gene Ontology annotation, cellular component: lysosome; endosome. Lineage: Eukaryota; Metazoa; Chordata; Mammalia; Microbiotheria; Microbiotheriidae.